Messenger RNA from Gasterosteus aculeatus aculeatus (three-spined stickleback), 1616 nucleotides. It is a transcript of the gene mtrf1, whose product is annotated as mitochondrial translational release factor 1. Gene Ontology annotation, cellular component: mitochondrion. The record is from RefSeq and is a predicted model, not a curated record. Gene Ontology annotation, molecular function: translation release factor activity. NCBI's taxonomy places the organism in Eukaryota, Metazoa, Chordata, Actinopteri, Perciformes, Gasterosteidae. Gene Ontology annotation, biological process: mitochondrial translational termination.
UUCAAACUACUUCCGGGUACGGCGAGCAGCAGGGCUCUCUGACGGCGGUUGUCAACGCUUUAAACAACGCGCUUCACUGAACUCUUUGCCCCAUAAAUGAAGUCAAAUGCUGGUCAGUCGCUGUUUCGGACUGUGCGCUCUCUGCAGCCGUGUAGUUCACAGCAGCGGGGGGAGAAGAGCAGCACGGAGGACACUCGCGGGACACGCCGGUGCGGAGUAUGUUCACGUCACACAGGUGCGUCACGGGGGCACAGUGGCACCAACGCGCCUCUAUCACAGCGAUUUGGGGCACUUGUACGGGACCGAGUCCGUUCAGAGGCACGUGCGGCGGCUCGUGGAGGAGUUCGGAGACAUUAGCCAGAUGUUACAGCUGUCACACCUGUCCGAGUCGGACAGGAAAGUGCUCCUGAAGAAGCACGCAGAGCUGCUGCCUGUGGCGGACGCGUUUGAGAGCACCGAACAAGCCCUGAAAGACCUCGAGGAAGUCACCUCACUGCUGCACGGUUCAGCUGCUGCCGAAGAUGAAGACGAACAGCUGACCCAGCUGUUGAAGGAGGAGGAAGAGCAAAUCUCCUGCCGGGUGAUGGCCUUGAGGAAAGACUUGGUCAAAGCUCUCGUGCCCAUCGAUCCCCUCGACUCCAGUAAUAUUCUGCUGGAAGUUGUAUCAGGACGAACAACAGGGGGUGACAUCUGUCAGCAGUUCACCAAAGAAAUGUUUGACAUGUACCAGGGUUUUGCCUUUUACAAGAAUUGGGAUUUUGAGCUUCUGAACUACACACCCGCCGAGUAUGGUGGUCUGCACCACGCCGCGGUGAGAAUAGCCGGGGACAAUGUGUACAGACACCUGAAGCAUGAAGGAGGAACUCACCGGGUGCAAAGGAUCCCGGAGGUGGGCCUCUCCUCCAGGAUUCAGCGCAUCCACACGGGGACCAUGACUGUGAUCGUCUUGCCUCAGCCAGCGGAGUUGGACAUCGACCUCGAUCCGAAGGAUCUUCGCAUCGACACGUUCAGAUCUCGAGGUGCCGGGGGCCAAAGUGUCAACACAACUGACAGCGCAGUUCGCGUUGUCCAUCUUCCCACCGGGACGACGGCGGAAUGUCAGCAGACUCGCUCUCAGCUGCAAAACAGAGACACUGCCAUGCGUGUGCUGAGGGCCAGGCUCUACCAGGGCAUUCUGGGUAAAGAGACGGAGCAGAGACACGUAGCACGGAAGCAGCAGGUGGGCACGCGUUCUCAGUCCGAGAGGAUUCGUACUUACAACUUCAGCCAGGAUCGUGUCACAGACCACAGGACUGGAUAUGUUACUAGAGAUAUUAAGGAGUUCAUGAGAGGAGGGGAGGCUCUCUGUGAUCUGAUCGGUCAUGUGCUCGAACAUGCAGAGAGGGAGGCUCUUCUGGAGGCGGUGCGGAGCAGAGGUGUGAAACCAGACUGACGCUACUGAAGAACAUACAGCAUGUCAACACAUCGUACUGUGAUGCAAAAUAUACAUAUUUAUAUUAUUUUAAUAAGUCAUGAAUGUGCACUUGUGCAAUCGUCAAAAGUAAAGUAAGCCCAACUGGAGUUCACUCAUACUUCUUAGAGGUUUUUAUUUUCCUAAUAAAAUAUUUAAUGAUGUA